Austrofundulus limnaeus is the source of this 4954-nucleotide messenger RNA. It is a transcript of the gene med23, whose product is annotated as mediator complex subunit 23. Gene Ontology annotation, cellular component: mediator complex; transcription regulator complex. The record is from RefSeq and is a predicted model, not a curated record. Gene Ontology annotation, biological process: positive regulation of gene expression; regulation of transcription by RNA polymerase II. Lineage: Eukaryota; Metazoa; Chordata; Actinopteri; Cyprinodontiformes; Rivulidae.
CUUCGGCGAUGUUUAGGUAAAAAUUGGACCCGUCGCUGUUGCAGACAUGGCGCUUUCAAUGGAGACGCAGCUGCAGAGCAUCUUUGAAGAUGUUGUGAAAACAGAGUUGAUAGAAGAAGCUUUUGCUGGGAUGUUUAUGGACUCUCCAGAGGAUGAGAGGACUAAACUAAUCAGCUGUCUUGGAGCUUUUAGACAGUACUGGGGAACCCUGCCACAGGAGUCUCAUGAGCARUGUGUGCAGUGGAUAGUGCGAUUCAUACACAGUCAGCACAGUCCCAAAAGGAUCGCGUUCUUGUACGAUUGUCUAGCAAUGGCUGUGGAGACCAGUUUGUUACAACCCAGGAUGGUUUGUGUAGCUCUGAUAAGUUCCGAUAGUUUGGAGUGGGAAAAGACGCAGCUGUGGGCCUUACUUUUCAAACUGAUUCGCAAGAUCAUCGGUGGCGUGGACUAUAAGGGUGUCCGUGAUCUUCUGAAAGCUGUACUGGAUAAAAUCCAAACUAUUCCCACUACCGUCAGCUCUGCUAUAGUCCAGCAGCUUCUGGCUGCAAGAGAAGUGGUUGAAUAUAUCCUGGACAGAAAUGCGUGCCUCCUGCCAGCCUACUUUGCGGUCACAGAAAUUAGAAAAUUAUAUCCAGAAGGACAGCUCUCACACUGGCUUUUAGGCAGUUUGAUCUCAGACUUUGUGGACAGUUUCAGACCAACAGCCAGAAUCAACUCCAUUUGUGGUCGAUGUAGCUUGUUGCCAGUUGUGAAUAACAGCGGGGCCAUCUGUAACUCCUGGAAACUGGACCCCACAACGCUCCGAUUCCCCCUGAGGGGCAUGCUUCCUUUUGAUAAAGACCUGUUUGAGCCACAGACAGGACUGCUGCGAUAUGUGCUAGAACAGCCAUACUCGAGAGAGAUGGUCUGCAACAUGUUAGGACUCAACAAACAGACUCUGAACAUUGCCCAGCAAAAGCAGCGAUGCCCGGUGCUGGAGGAGCAGCUGGUGGACCUGGUGGUGUACGCCAUGGAGCGCUCUGAGACCGAGGAACACUUUGACGCCGACAUCGGAGGAACGAGCCAGCUGCUGUGGCAGCACCUCUCCUCCCAGCUCAUCUUCUUCGUCUUGUUUCAGUUCGCCAGCUUCCCGCACAUGGUGCUCUCGUUGCACCAGAAGCUUGCAGGUAGAGGCCUUAUUAAAGGGAGGGAUCACCUGAUGUGGGUCCUGCUGCAGUUUAUAUCGGGCAGCAUUCAGAAGAAUGCCCUUGCCGACUUCUUACCGGUCAUGAAGCUUUUUGACCUGCUUUAUCCAGAAAAAGAGUGUAUUCCAGUUCCCGACAUUAACAAGCCUCAGUCGACCCAUUCCUUCGCCAUGACUUGCAUCUGGAUCCACCUGAACCGCAAAGCUCAGAACGACAACUCCAAACUCCAGAUUCCCAUACCGCACUCCCUGAAACUGCACCACGAGUUUCUCCAGCAGUCGCUUCGUACCAAAACCCUGGGCAUGUCUGAUUAUAAGAUCGCCCUGCUGUGUAAUGCCUACAGCACCAACUCUGAGUGCUUCAGCCUGCCUAUGGGGGUCCUGGUCGAGACCAUCUAUGGGAAYGGAACUAUGAGGACCAACUUGCCCGGCACCACCUGUACCGCGUCGGGAUCAGUGACUCCGCUGCCCAUGAACCUGCUGGAUUCUCUCACUGUGCACGCAAAGAUGAGUCUAAUCCACAGCAUCGCCACUCGUGUGAUCAAGUUGGCCCAUGCUAAAUCCAGCCUCGCCUUGGCCCCSGCGCUGGUAGAGACCUACAGCCGACUGCUUGUCUACAUGGAGAUAGAGUCACUGGGCAUCAAAGGAUUUAUCAGCCAGCUGCUGCCCAACGUGUUCAAGUCUCACGCGUGGGGAAUCCUGCACACGUUACUGGAGAUGUUCAGCUACAGGAUGCACCACAUCCAGCCGCACUACAGAGUCCAGCUGCUGAGUCAUCUGCACAGCCUCGCUGCUGUAGCACAGACCAACCAGAACCAGCUGCAUCUGUGUGUUGAGAGCACAGCUCUGCGGCUGAUCACAGCUUUGGGGAGUUCAGAGGUACAACCUCAGUUCACCCGCUUCCUCAACGACCCCAAGACGGUUCUGUCAGCUGAAUCUGAGGAGCUGAACCGAGCCUUGAUCUUAACACUGGCCAGAGCCACACAUGUUACCGAUUUUUUCACAGGGUCUGACUCCAUCCACGGCACCUGGUGUAAGGACAUCCUCCAGACCAUCAUGAACUUUACACCUCAUAACUGGGCCUCACACACUCUGUCCUGCUUCCCUGCUCCACUACAGGCGUUUUUUAAGCAGAACAACGUUCCUCAGGAGUCUCGUUUCAACCUGAAGAAGAACGUAGAGGAGGAGUACAGGAAGUGGAAGUCGAUGGCCAAUGAGAAUGACAUCAUCACGCACUUCUCCAUGCAAGGCUCUCCUCCCCUUUUCCUGUGUCUCCUGUGGAAGAUGCUGUUGGAGUCCGACCACAUAAACCAGAUUGGCUUUAGGGUCUUGGAAGGUAUCGGAGCUCGUGCGCUGGUGGCUCAUGUCCGCACCUUCGCCGACUUCCUCGUCUAUGAGUUUUCAACUUCAGCCGGUGGACAGCAGCUCAAUAAAUGCAUUGAAAUACUCAACGACAUGGUCUGGAAGUACAACAUAGUCACGCUGGACAGACUCAUUUUGUGUUUGGCGAUGCGUAGCCAUGAAGGAAACGAAGCUCAGGUUUGCUACUUCAUCAUCCAGCUGCUGUUGUUGAAGCCAAACGACUUCAGGAACCGAGUCAAUGACUUUGUGAAGGAGAACGCCCCGGAGCACUGGCUGCAGAGCGACUGGCACAGCAAGCACAUGAACUACCACAAGAAAUAUCCAGAGAAGUUAUACUUCGAGGGUCUUGCAGAACAAGUAAGCCCUCCCAUGCAGCUCCAGCAGCAGUACCUGCCAAUCUACUUUGGCAACGUGUGUCUGCGCUUCCUGCCUGUCUUUGAUAUCGUCAUCCACCGCUUCCUGGAGCUUCUUCCUGUCUCCAAGUCUCUGGAAACACUGCUGGACCAUCUGGGAGGAUUGUACAAGUUCCACGACCGCCCGGUGACAUAUCUGUACAACACCCUUCAUUACUACGAACGGCAUCUGAGAGACCGGACCAACCUGAAGAGGAAGCUGGUCCACGCCAUCCUGUCUUCCCUGAAGGACAAUCGUACUCCGGGUUGGUGUCUGAGUGAAACAUAUUUGAAGUGUGGAAUGAACCCAAGAGAGGAUAACGUUUGGAUCCCCGAUGACACCUACUACUGCAAGCUGAUUGGACGCCUUGUAGACACCAUGGCGGGAAAGUCACCCGGUCCCUUCCCCAACUGUGACUGGAGGUUCAACGAGUUCCCCAACCCCGCAGCUCACGCCCUGCACGUCACCUGCGUGGAGCUGAUGGCUCUGUCCGUCCCAGGAAAAGAUGUCGGCAACUCUCUGCUCAAUGUUGUGUUGAAGAGUCAGCCUCUGGUUCCCAGAGAGAACAUCACAGCUUGGAUGAAUGCAACCGGACUCGUGAUUACUGCACUUCCUGAGCCUUAUUGGAUCGUCCUCCACGAUCGCAUCGUGUCUGUGCUCAGCUCUCCAGCGCUGACAUCAGAGACGGAGUGGGGGGAUUAUCCUUUCGCCUUGCUCGACUUCACUGCCUGCCACCAAAGCUACAGCGAAAUGAACUGCAGCUACGUGCUAGCGUUAGCGCACGCCGUCUGGCAUCACUCCUCCAUCGGGCAGCUGUCUCUGAUUCCCAAAUUUCUGUCGGAGACCCUGAAGCCAAUCGUCCAGACGGAGUUCCAGCUCCUCUACGUGUAUCACCUGGUGGGGCCGUUCCUGCAGCGCUUCCAGCAGGAGAGAACGCGCUGCAUGUUGGAGAUUGGUGUGGCUUUCUACGAGAUGCUGCAGGCCGUCGACCAGCACUGCGCACACCUCAGCUACAUGGAUCCAGUGUGUGACUUCCUGUAUCACAUUAAAUACAUGUACACCGGAGACAGCGUGAAGGAGCAGGUGGAGAAAAUCAUCAUGACUCUGCGUCCGGCGAUGAAGCUGCGCCUUCGCUUCAUCACUCACAGCAGCAUGAUCGAGACUUCCACAUCGGCCGGCACCUCCGCGUCCUCCGCCGCCUCCUCUUCCUCCUCCUCGGGCACCCCCCAGCCCCCGCCCUCCUCGCUGCCCUCCUCCAACGCCGCAGCCUCUCCCUCCUCCUCCUCCUCCUCGCAGCACACACACACACCUUUGUAGAUCAUAUGUGAAACGUGGCAACGAUCAUGUCAGGAAACACGUUUCUGUUUAUGAAUCAAUGUGAAGUUUUGGGUUGUUUGGUUGUUUAUCACUCGAAAAGUUAAACAAUUAGUUUAUCUCUAACGAAUAUCAGUGCUCUGAAACAGGAAGUGGACUGUACAGUAUGAAAUGUCUCUCUUGAUCUAAUGUAGAAAAAAGUAGUUUUUCUUGUUCUGUUUUAUUUUGUAGACUUUUUAUAUUGAACAUUUUAUUACUUUAUUAAAGACUGUAAUACAAAAUGUAUUCAAAUGAACUUUACUGAAUGAAUGUUUUGCAGUGUGAAUAUUAAACCUUGUUUUUAAAUGCAUUUUUCUAUUUUUUUUCUUAUUUUCUGUUUUGUUUUGUUCACCAAGUGUAAAAGCCAUGGUUCUCCUGCUGAUCAGAGCUGCCCGUCGGCGAAUCAGGUGUGAACGAACAAAUUUCCUGUCAGUUCAGUUAAUCCUCAGCUGGCUGUCCGAGGAGAAACACCUUUCAGCAGGUGAGAUGUUCUGGCAGGUCAGGUUCCUGUCAAACCUGAUUAUCUUCAGUGUGACAGUGGGACACCAGGAGGGGGAGUCCAUCAGUCACAUUCUUACACUUUUAUUAUUAAAUAUUUUGUACUGGCCUCUCACAGUUAACAGAUUACAAUGUGUAAUUAAAUCAACCACGUCUGUCACUUUU